This is a messenger RNA of Eriocheir sinensis (Chinese mitten crab), 2070 nucleotides long. Its product is annotated as syntaxin-binding protein 5-like. The record is from RefSeq and is a predicted model, not a curated record. Lineage: Eukaryota; Metazoa; Arthropoda; Malacostraca; Decapoda; Varunidae. The transcript is spliced from 7 exons. The annotation marks the transcript as partial. Gene Ontology annotation, molecular function: myosin II binding; syntaxin binding; GTPase activator activity. Gene Ontology annotation, cellular component: cytoplasm; SNARE complex; plasma membrane. Gene Ontology annotation, biological process: regulation of protein secretion; regulation of exocytosis.
AGAAGAAGGAGGAGGAUUAAAGGAACACAAAUUAUUAUAUAUUAUUAUUAUUAUUAUUAUUAUUAUUAUUAUUAUUAUUAUUAUUAUUAUUAUUAUUAUUAUUAUUAUUAUUAUUAUUAUUAUUAUUAUUAUUAUUAUUAUUAUUAUUAUUAUUAUUAUUAUUAUUAUUAUCAUUCUCUCUCUCUCUCUCUCUCUCUCUCUCUCUCUCUCUCUCUCUCAUAUCAAUCAUCUACUACUACUACUACUACUACUACUACUACUACUACUACUACUACUACUACUACUACUACUACUACUACUACUACUACUACUACUACUACUACUACUACUACUACUACUACUACUACUACUACUACUACUACUACUACUACACUACUACUACUACUACUACUACUACUACUACUACUACUACUACUACCACUACUACUACUACUACUACUACUACUACUACUACUACUACUACUACUACCAUUUCUACUACCAUUUCAGACCGUGCGACAUGGCUUCCCCUACCAGCCCACCGCCAUCGCUUUCGACCCCAUACAGAGGAUCCUGGCCGUCGGCACCAAGCAGGGCUCCAUAAGAAUCAUCGGUCGGCCCGGGGUGGACGUCCAUGUGAAGCACGAGGGCGACCCGGCGGUGGUGUGCCUGGCCUUCCUGAUCAACGAGGGCGGCCUGGUCAGCGCCACAGGGGAUGAUUCUUUGCACCUGUGGAAUAUACAGCAGAAGACACCGCAGAUUGUACACUCACUCAAGUUCCAGAGGGAGAGGAUCACCACGCUCCACCUGCCCUUCCAAAGUCGCUGGCUGUACCUUGGGACGGAGCGCGGCAACAUCCACAUUGUCAACAUUGAGAGCUUCACCCUCAGCGGCUACACCAUCAACUGGAACAAGGCUAUUGAGCUGUCUCGCAAGACCCAUCCUGGUGCUCUGGUCCAUCUAAGUGACUGCCCUGUGGAACCUGGGAAGCUCCUGAUUGGCUACGAGAGCGGUCAGCUUGUCUUGUGGGACUUCAAAGGGCGCACCGCUGAGGUUCGCUACCAUUCUGCCGAACCACUGAGUUUAGCGCGGUGCCCCCAAAUUAUGACGCCGUUUACCGCCAACUCUCCCAGCGGGGCGCGAGGGUGCUGGCACUGGGCCGGAAGGAGCUCGGAAGACUAUCCCACUCUGAGGUGAAAUGGCGCUGCUCUGGGCACUGGAACAUGACAGGCUACGACGGGAAAGAGUUUUCAGAGACCGUCUCAAUCCUUUAGAGGUCAGCGAUGAUCUCCUCCUACACUAUUAUCGGCUGCCCCGCCAUGAAAUCCUUCAGCUGUGUGAGGAGAUGGACCACACAUCCACGGGCCCACAAGUAGGACAAGAGCAAUUCCAAUCCACACACAGAUCUUGGUUGCCCUGCGUUUUUAUGCCAGUGGGACAUUUCAGAAUGUGGUGGGUGAUGUAGCUGGUAUCAGUCAGUCAUCAAUAUCAAGAAUAUUGAAUGAUGUUACUGAGGCUUUGUUGAACAAAGCAAAACGAGAAAUAAAUAUGCCCCAAAAUCUGCAGGAGCUCUUGCUUAUCAAGCAAGAUUUUUAUGGCCUCAGUGGAUUCCCUUCUGUCAUAGGGGCAAUAGACUGCACUCACAUACCCAUCAAAGCACCUGCAAAUGCAGUUGCUUAUCUGAACAGAAAGAGGAAGUACAGCCUUAAUGUACACAUUGUGGCAGACUCAAAGAUGAGGAUCAUCAGCUUCUGUGCAAGCUUUCCCGGGAGUGUUCGUGACUCCUACAUGUGGCGUCAGAGUGUUCUGCGCCAGCAGUUUGUGGAGGGCCAGUACGGAGACUCACUGCUUCUUGGUAACCUUUGCUGUAUUUUGUAAAAUUUAGCAGCUGUAAGAAAAACAGCAUAAGUUAAUGUGCCUCCCUGGUGCUGUGGUUUGUAUACAUUUUCACAACUGUGUGCCUGAGUUCAAAUCCUUCUUUUCUGGAUGAUUGGUAAAUUGUUACCUGGGGAAGGUGAGCCGGUAGCCUGGAUGCUGCACUGGGCCUGUGUCCCAAGUUAAUGGAUUGUUACAGGCUGAAGGGCCAAUGGU